Molecule: messenger RNA, 1667 nt
Organism: Cryptococcus deneoformans JEC21
Lineage: Eukaryota; Fungi; Basidiomycota; Tremellomycetes; Tremellales; Cryptococcaceae
Product: diacylglycerol cholinephosphotransferase, putative
Exons: 6
Coding region: 102-1394 (430 amino acids)
Biological process (GO): phospholipid biosynthetic process
Cellular component (GO): membrane
Molecular function (GO): phosphotransferase activity, for other substituted phosphate groups
Source: RefSeq, a predicted model, not a curated record
GAGUUUUUCUAGGAGUCCAACAAUCUUUUUUCGUUUACGUCUUUUUUUUUUGUAGUGCACACUUCGUCUUCGUCCGUUAUCUUGGGGCACAGCACCGCGCCAUGCGUAUCACCAAGGCCCAAUUUACAGGGCUUGACGCCUACAAAUACUCGGGUAUCGACAAGUCCGUCGUCAGCAAGUACAUCCUCGGUCCAUUCUGGGCAUGGCUCGUCACCUUGUUCCCUAAGAACAUUGCCCCGAACACCAUCACCUUCAUCGGCCUCUGCUUUGUCUUCACCAACGUCGGUACUCUCUUGUUCUUCGAUCCGCUGUACGAGGGGGGAGCGCUUCCCAGCUGGGUGUACUUUUCCUUUGCGUUUGGACUUUUCGCGUACCAGAGUAUGGAUGCGAUUGAUGGGAAGCAAGCUAGGCGGACAGGGAUGGCCAGUGCCCUGGGAGAGAUGUUUGACCAUGGAUGUGAUGCUAUCAACACCACUCUUGAAGUGAUACUCGCUUCCCACGCCUUGGGCCUUAACCAAUCCUGGUGGACCGUGGCCUCCCAAGUCGCUUCCCUCUGCAACUUUUACGUUUCCACCUGGGAAGAAUACCACACCGGCACACUUUACCUUUCCGCCUUUUCCGGUCCUGUUGAAGGUAUCCUCCUCAUAGUCGGUAUCUACAUCAUUACCGCUAUUCACCCUCUCGGCUCCGGUUUCUGGUCCCAGCCCCUCCUCAAACCCGUCCUCUACCUCGCACCUCAACUUUUCCCGUAUGUCCAAAAAGUCGACGGUCUACUCGAAUCUGUCGGUGUCUGGAAGUACGUCAGGCUGGAGAGUAUCCCGGCCAAUGUGGCAUUCAUGUCGUUUGGUGCGAUCGGGACGCUUGCCAACAUUGUGACCAGCUACCACAAUGUCAUCACCUCUCGUCGAAAAGCGGGUAAACCCAUUUUCCCGCCCUUGUUUGGUCUCUUGCCCUUCUUCACGCACACUACGAUCCUUCUUGCAUGGUUGCAUGCCGAGUCAAAGGGAGGGGUUUGCAUUGUACAUGAUUCGAGGAUGCUGCCGUUCUUGGGAUAUUGGGGUAUGGCCUUCUCUUACCAAGUCUCCCAACUUAUCCUUGCGCACGUUACGAAGAGUAGCUUCCCAUACUGGAAUGGUAUGAUGAUCUUCUCGCUCUUCGGUGCGGCUGAUGCCAACAUGGGCUGGCUUUUUGGCCGUGAACCUUUGGUCCAGUCCUCCCCGGUUGCCGCUAAUGUUUUCAUCUGGAUGUCGUUUGUUGUGGCGUUGUUCAACUAUGUCCGAUUCGCGAGGGAGGUUAUUUGGCAAAUAUGCGAAUACACCGGCCUCGCUUGCUUUACUGUCAGGCACAAGGAUGAGAACGGCAAGUGGGUGCAGAAUGGGAAGAAGACGCAAUAGAUUGAAAAAAAAGAUGAAGGUGACUAGAAAAUGCUAGAGAAAGUAGAGCGAAAGGAUGAGGUUUUUGGACGAGGGUGCGCGGGGGCAGCCAGACAGCCACAUCAUGUUUUGAGCCAUGAGUGAUAGAAAGGCCGUUAUUUCACGUCCACCCUCUCGCGAAUGGAUUACCUCUACGGUACCUUGGGGGUUUAGCAAAGAAACGAUCUCAAGGGUAUUGGACGGUAUGAAGAAGAAGACUUUUGGAUGCAUUUUGAGUUUUACUGCAAUAAUAAA